AUGACUCUCGACCCGCCGACGUACCUGGCUUCCAUCCAGAGCAACAUCCGUCAGCGACCUAUUCCCUGGGACGGUGCUGUCAGGGCCGGCACCCUCACAGAGGAACAAUAUGCGAAGAUCCGAGCUGUAGACAAGGCCAAGAAGCCUGAGCAAAGAAAGGAGAUUGUGUCAGGAGAUAUUGAUGGAUACCGCGUCUUGUUUGUCGGCGAUGAGGGAAAGACGAGCGUUCUCGAGACGUCAGGAAAGCACGCCAACGUAAUCCAGUACAUCCUCGUGUUGCUUGGCGAUCUUCUUGAGGCUGUUCCAUCUCUAGCCAAGGCCCUUUUCAAGACAAAGGAGCCUUUCCGACAUUUUCUGCCUCUACUCAACUCGACCAAUGCCGAGGACCCUACCCCAUUGCUUACUGCGCAUGCACUUACCACCCUCAUGGCUCUUGCUCGAGAUGACUCCCGAUCGACCCUCCAGGCUCUGCCUGUGAUCUUCACCUACCUUUCCGGCUUGGCCAAGAGCAACGAUGCUGGUCUACAAGAUAUCGCUGUGCAGGAGUACUCUUCUCUGCUCUUUGGGCAUGUCGCAAGAGAGCAGUUCUGGAACCAGCGAAGCGAGACAAUUGCGCCUCUUGUCAAGAUCCUGCAGACUGCAGCCGGUAUUGGAAACGGAGGAAGCUCAUCUGCUAGUCUCUGGAGCGGUAACACCGGUACUGGAUCUACUGGGUUUGCAGGAUCUCUUGGUGGAGGAGUUGGUCUCCAGCUACUCUACCACGCCCUGCUUGUGAUCUGGCAGAUCAGUUUCGAGGGUGAGGAGAUUGGCGAUGACCUCAAUGACGAGUACGAUAUUGUUAUUCUUUAUACUCACCUUCUACGACUAUCCCCCAAGGAAAAGACAACUCGAUUGAUUCUUUCAACACUUUACAACCUCCUUGAGAAGAACCAGAAAUCACUUCUACCUACCGCGGUUCUUGCUCGCCUCCCUGCCCUUCUUGAGAACAUCAGCGGUCGCCACCUCGCCGACCCCGAUCUGUUGGAUGACCUUUCCAAGCUCAAGGAAAUGCUCGAGGAGUAUACCAAGACCAAGACCACAUUCGAUGAGUAUGUAGCCGAGUUGCAGUCUGGCCACCUUCGAUGGUCGCCCCCUCACCGAAACGCCGUCUUUUGGGCAGAGAACGCCCGCAAAAUCCUCGAGUUCGAGAAUGGAGAGAUUCCCCGGAAGCUGGCUGAAAUCAUGCGACAGCCUUGGGAUAAUGACAAGCAAGUGCUCGCCAUUGCCUGUAACGAUGUCGGAUGUCUAGUUAAGGAGGUCCCAGAGAAAAGAUACCAGCUGGAGAAGGUGGGGCUCAAGAGAAGGAUCAUGGAGCUCAUGCAGUCAGACGAUGAGAACGUGCGAUGGGAGAGUCUCCGAGCGCUGGGAGGCUGGUUGAAGUACAGUUUUGAGCAACAGUAA
This is a messenger RNA of Fusarium sp. VM40, 1440 nucleotides long. The record is from the annotation of a GenBank genome assembly. NCBI's taxonomy places the organism in Eukaryota, Fungi, Ascomycota, Sordariomycetes, Hypocreales, Nectriaceae.